Messenger RNA from Protomyces lactucae-debilis, 762 nucleotides. RefSeq lists its product as uncharacterized. The record is from RefSeq and is a predicted model, not a curated record. Bases 1 to 762 code for a protein of 253 amino acids. Lineage: Eukaryota; Fungi; Ascomycota; Taphrinomycetes; Taphrinales; Protomycetaceae. The transcript has a single exon.
AUGUCGCUCUUAACGGCAGACUUGUACGCAGCACCAGAAGACCUCUCCCUCACGCGCGACCAACAUGCGCGUCUCUCUGCAGCAACGAGCGCAUCGCUCAAUGCAAGCGCAUUACAUCGCUCACACCUGCAAGCAGGGCCAGAGUAUGUUUUGGCGGAUGGUAGUAGUGGGAGUAGUAGUACCCUUGGUAGUUCAAAACCAAGUGCUACGUGUCUUUUGGGAAUACAAACGCCGCCUGCUUCAAGUACGGCGAGUUCUCGACGUUCUAGUAUGGAUCCAUCCUAUGCGAUUCCGACUAUACAGGAAGAAGGUUCAGACAUGAGUGUCACGAGACGAACGAGUGUGAAGAAGACGGUGGCGAAUGCUGCGAAUUGGAGGGAACGAUUGGUUGAUUUGAUUCUGGAUCGAUAUGCGCAAUGUGCGCGCAAGAUCCCCGCGUCUGUAACGGAGCGGAUCUUUUUUAAACGUUGUUGUGAUGCCUUACAACGGCUUGAUGGUGUUGCGAAUGCAAAAGACGUUGCUGAGACUGCACUUGCUGCGAGUUACGCAGUGGUGAUGGAGAGACGUGCUGCAUGGCAGGCUGUCAUGGGAGCUCCUACUGUACAGGAAGAGCAAGGCCUGCCAGCUAAUGUCAAGGAGCGUCAAAGGCUCGAGCGCGAGAGGGAAGCGCAAGAGACGACGUGGGCUUUGCAAAGAGCAGAGUAUGACUUGGCAGUAGCCAAGAUUGUGCAUCACACGUAUGUCAAGCGGUUGCAGGCAUAG